AUGUCUGACUCAGAUUCUGAUGGUGAGUUACAACUUUCAUCCCAUGCAUUAGCUGCUUUAAUGCAAUUUAAACAAGAAGAACAACAACGUGAAAAGGAAUUUCAAAAAUUAUAUACCCAAGCAGAUGAUAAAUUUGAAGAACAAAAAAAGCAAGAAGGUAUGAAUUUAUUUAAGGAAGAUUGGCAAUUAUCACAAUUUUGGUACAGUGAUGAUACAGCAAGUAAAUUGGGUGAUGCUUUAUUAGAUGGUGCAGAUUCCGAUACGGUUAUUGCUAUUGUCAGCGCUCCUUCAGUAUAUGCUGCCAUUCAAAAAAAGACAGACUCCGAAAUUCCAACAAAACAUAUUUAUUUAUUUGAAUAUGAUAAAAGAUUUGAAUUACUUGCUGGUAAAGAACAUUUUUAUUUCUACGAUUAUAAUAAUCCAUUAGAAUUCGAUUCGAAAUUGAAGGGGAGAGUGGAUAGAUUACUGAUUGAUCCACCAUUUUUAAAUGAAGAUUGUCAAACCAAAUCAUCUAUUACAGCUAAAGCUUUACUUGCUAAAGACGAUAAUUCUAAGACUAAAAAUGGAGUUUUAAAACAUAGAUUGAUAUCAUGUACUGGUGAAAGAAUGUCAGAUGUCAUCCAGAACGUUUAUCCAAAUACUCAUAUUACUACAUUUUAUCCAGAACAUGGUAAUGGAUUAAGUAAUGAGUUUAGAUGCUAUGCUGAUUUCGAAUGGGAACAAUGGAAAUUUGUCAAAUAA
This is a messenger RNA of Henningerozyma blattae CBS 6284, 741 nucleotides long. It is a transcript of the gene EFM5, whose product is annotated as protein-lysine N-methyltransferase. Lineage: Eukaryota; Fungi; Ascomycota; Saccharomycetes; Saccharomycetales; Saccharomycetaceae. The transcript has 2 exons. The coding region runs from base 1 to 741 and encodes 246 amino acids. Gene Ontology annotation, molecular function: protein-lysine N-methyltransferase activity. The record is from RefSeq and is a predicted model, not a curated record.